Messenger RNA from Trichomycterus rosablanca, 1961 nucleotides. RefSeq names its product capping actin protein of muscle Z-line subunit alpha 1b (gene capza1b). Gene Ontology annotation, molecular function: actin filament binding. Gene Ontology annotation, biological process: barbed-end actin filament capping; actin cytoskeleton organization. Gene Ontology annotation, cellular component: actin cortical patch; F-actin capping protein complex. The transcript has 10 exons. Lineage: Eukaryota; Metazoa; Chordata; Actinopteri; Siluriformes; Trichomycteridae. The coding region runs from base 29 to 889 and encodes 286 amino acids. The record is from RefSeq and is a predicted model, not a curated record.
GAUUCGAGGCUGGUCUGCUGGAGCUAAGAUGAGCGACUUUGAGGAACCGCUCUCCGACGAGGAGAAGGUCCGCAUAGCAGCUAACUUUGUCACCCAUGCUCCACCUGGCGAGUUCAAUGAAGUCUUCAAUGAUGUGCGGCUUCUCCUCAACAAUGACAACCUCCUUAGGGAGGGGGCAGCUCAUGCCUUUGCCCAGUAUAACAUGGAUCAGUUCACUCCUGUAAAACUGGAUAAUUCGGAUGAGUCGGUUCUUAUCACGGAGCAUGGGGAUUUGGGUCAGGGACGCUUUUUUGACCCACGCAGCCGUAAGUCGUUCCGUUUUGAUCACCUACGCAAGGAAGCCAGUGACCCGCAGCCCUACCAGGGGGAGACUGCACUGCACUCUUGGAGAGACGCCUGUGAUGCUGCACUUAGUGCCUACGUCAAAGAGCAUUACCCCACUGGAGUGUGCACGGUAUAUGGGAAAACAGUGGAUGGUCAGAAGACCAUUAUUGCCUGUAUUGAGGGACACCAGUUUCAACCUAAAAACUUCUGGAAUGGGCGCUGUAGGUCAGAAUGGAAGUUCACCAUCAACCAAUCUUCCUCUCAGGUAGUGGGAGUGUUGAAAAUCCAGGUGCAUUAUUAUGAGGAUGGCAAUGUUCAGCUGGUCAGUCAUAAAGAGGUGGAGGAGUCCAUCAUAGUAACUGAUGAAGAGGCGACUGCAAAGGAAUUUGUAAAAAUAAUUGAAAAUGCCGAAAAUGAUUACCAGACGGCCAUCAGUGAGAACUACCAGACGAUGUCGGACACGACCUUCAAAGCUCUGCGCAGGCAGCUUCCCGUCACCCGCACCAAGAUCGACUGGAACAAGAUCCUCAGCUACAAGAUUGGCAAAGAGAUGCAGAAUGCCUAGAAUGUGCCUGGUUCCAGCUCUCUUUCUCUCUCGAUGCAGAACCGGUCAAAAAGAAAAUCCCACGCUGUUCGCUAACCUGAGGGAGACCCCCUCCCCCCGCCCCUGAAAAAAAUGCAAAUGAAAAUAAGAUAUGGAACUUUGUCAAUGUUACUGAGAGGAUGUGAUUCCAUUCAAUUUCUGGUUUAACAGACUCAGCUAUUGGAGGAAGGUCAGAGAGGAGCUUAGAGGGAGUCUGGAUCUAAAUUAUCGGUAAAUCGGCUGCCAUUCUUGCGUUAGUGUGAGUUCAUCUGACCCGUCUGUUUGAAAUUCUUUGAAGAGUGUAUUAUGUAGGGUUUUUUUUGUUGUUGUCAUCGUAAGCUGCAGUGGCUUGGAAUGCUUGGAAUACGGUUUAAUUGUCUUUAGUAUGAUGCAGCCAACUGCUGUCUGUCUCGAUCAGUAACUGCUGACUGCAGUCCAACGCUCAGAACAAACCUCCUUUCAGUCUCUUGGCUCGUCUCUGCUGUGUGUGUGUCUGUGUGUGUGAGGAGAGGAGGCAUGUUUCUGAAUAUUGGUCUUUGUCUUAAUUCAUGUUUUAGUACCGGCUUUCCUCAUAAGACGUUCUAACCAAAAUUAGUUCGCAAAAAAUCAAAAAUGGGUAAAAGGAUAGAGAAGUCCAUAGGUGAAAUGGACACAAUUAGGUUUUCAUAUUUAUACAUAUACAGAUGUUAUAUUUUACUAAACAGUACUAAAAACAUGCUAGCACUCCUUUGUUAUAGGCAUCCUGUGUGCUUUUGGGGUGUCCAGAAUCAAACAAGUCUUAUGAUGCAAACGGAGGAUCGGAGUUGUUCUAUGCACUCUGCUGUCCUGGAGCAGAAGGGGGCGUCGUCAGUGUUGCUGUUGCAUGUUCAUGUCAUGGUACUGUUCGGUGCUUCGCCACUGUUAAAUUCACCCUAAACACAGAAGCAUUGUCUCACUGUAUUAUAUCACUCACAUCACCUCUAUCUCUUUCUCUCUCUCUGUCCUGUAACACAGCUCUUAUGCUGAUUUUAGCAAAAGUAUAUGCUACAUACAGGUAAUAAAGAAUUGGCACCAA